UGCGUGGUGCGGGCCAGCAUGGAGGAGCCGGAGCCCGAGCGCAAGCGGGUUCGCACCGAGGACGGGGCCGUGGCAGGAAGCCGUUCCGAAGCGGAGGACGAGGACGAUGACGACUACGUGCCCUAUGUGCCGCUGCGGCAGCGUCGGCAGCUGCUGCUGCAGAAGCUGCUGCAGCGACGGCGCAAGGGGGCCGCGGAGGAGGAGCAGCAGGACAGCGGCAGCGAGCCCCGGGGCGACGAGGACGACAUCCCGCUGGGUCCCCAGUCCAACGUCAGCCUCCUGGACCAGCACCAGCACCUCAAGGAGAAGGCGGAAGCCCGUAAGGAAUCAGCCAAGGAGAAGCAGCUGAAGGAAGAAGAGAAGAUUCUGGAAAGUGUGGCGGAGGGUCGAGCCUUGAUGUCUGUGAAGGAGAUGGCAAAAGGGAUCACCUACGAUGACCCAAUCAAAACCAGCUGGACCCCGCCCCGAUAUGUGCUGAGCAUGUCUGAGGAGCGACAUGAGCGGGUCCGGAAAAAGUAUCACAUCCUGGUGGAGGGAGAUGGGAUCCCACCCCCUAUCAAGAGCUUCAAAGAGAUGAAGUUUCCUGCAGCCAUCCUGCGAGGCCUAAAGAAGAAAGGGAUUCUCCACCCGACACCCAUUCAAAUCCAGGGCAUCCCCACUAUCCUCUCAGGCCGAGACAUGAUCGGCAUUGCCUUCACCGGCUCCGGUAAGACGCUGGUGUUCACGCUCCCAGUUAUCAUGUUCUGCCUGGAACAGGAGAAGAGGCUGCCCUUCUCCAAGAGGGAGGGGCCCUACGGCCUCAUCAUCUGCCCCUCGAGGGAGCUGGCCCGUCAGACACACGGCAUCCUGGAGUAUUACUGCCGCCUGCUGCAGGAAGACAGCUCCCCACUCUUGCGCUGUGCCCUCUGCAUCGGAGGCAUGUCUGUCAAGGAGCAGAUGGAGACCAUCCGACAUGGCGUUCACAUGAUGGUAGCCACCCCUGGGCGCCUCAUGGACCUCCUGCAGAAGAAGAUGGUGAGCUUGGACAUCUGCCGUUACCUGGCCCUGGAUGAGGCAGACCGCAUGAUCGACAUGGGCUUCGAGGGGGACAUCCGCACCAUCUUCUCCUACUUCAAGGGCCAGAGGCAAACUCUGCUCUUCAGUGCCACAAUGCCAAAAAAGAUACAGAACUUUGCCAAGAGUGCCCUGGUAAAGCCAGUCACAAUCAACGUUGGCCGUGCUGGUGCUGCCAGCCUGGACGUCAUACAGGAAGUGGAAUACGUGAAGGAAGAAGCCAAGAUGGUAUACUUGCUCGAGUGCCUGCAGAAAACGCCCCCACCCGUCCUCAUCUUUGCUGAGAAGAAAGCAGAUGUGGAUGCUAUCCAUGAGUACCUGCUUCUCAAGGGGGUGGAGGCUGUGGCCAUCCAUGGUGGCAAAGACCAGGAAGAGCGUACCAAGGCCAUUGAGGCCUUCCGGGAAGGCAAGAAGGAUGUUCUGGUGGCCACAGAUGUCGCCUCCAAGGGCCUGGACUUCCCUGCCAUCCAGCAUGUCAUCAAUUAUGACAUGCCUGAGGAGAUUGAGAACUAUGUGCACCGGAUUGGCCGCACAGGGCGUUCAGGAAACACGGGCAUUGCUACUACCUUCAUCAACAAGGCCUGCGAUGAGUCAGUGCUGAUGGACCUCAAAGCACUCCUCCUGGAGGCCAGGCAGAAAGUGCCGCCCGUCCUACAAGUGCUGCACUGUGGGGAUGAGUCCAUGCUGGACAUCGGAGGAGAGCGUGGCUGUGCCUUCUGUGGGGGCCUAGGCCAUCGGAUUACUGACUGCCCCAAACUGGAAGCCAUGCAGACUAAGCAAGUGAGCAACAUUGGUCGCAAGGACUACCUGGCGCACAGCUCCAUGGACUUCUGAGCUUCUGGCGCCCUCCACCAGCACUACAUCCCUGCCAGUAUCCAUGGUCCAGCUGGGCUGGGCUGGGCUGGGUUAGGCUAGGCCAGGCCAGGCCAGGCCUGGCUGCCUAGACCCCCCCUCUUCCAUCCUCCAGAAUGACUUUUUUUUUACUCCCCAUGAUUUCCACUGCCAGUAAAGCACGGGCCUCACAGCACUCUCUGCCCCAAUCUGGCCCAAAGUCUCCUUGUCCUCUGCUUUCCAGGUCUGUUACUCCCCUAACCUCCAGAGUACCCCCUGGUGGUGGGGGCAGGUUGCACUCACCACCACUAUAUCCUCACCUGUUGGCUGCUUCUUGUGGUGGAAGGAGCAGCUGCUGCUCUUGGGGUGGAGCAGGGUUGGAGUUGCCCCUCGACAUUCUUCCCUGAGCUACCUGGAUGCAUGACUCUGGGCUGAACUACAGUUCCCUGGGCCCAGUGGAAAUGAGGGUUUCUGGGAGGGGACACUGGUGAUAGCACUUCCAAACUUGCCCCCAUUCCUCUGCCCACAGGAUCCAUUUUCUUCAGUCCAUAGCACCAUGUAUGGUCCCCAAGCCCAUCAGGAAUGAUCUCUGAGCACAGCAGGUGUGGCCCAAAAACAAAACUAAUAGAAGAGUGGCUGAGGAGGACAUAUCCAAUGUCCGAUAGGGCAUGCCCUCUCAACCACCUCCAGGUGGUCCCAUCACACACACACACCAAAUAUAAUACUGUAGGGGGAAAGAUAGUACAAGGGUUAAGGUGGCAUGCUUCCAGCCAAAGUUUAUUCCUGGCAUUAUAUAGGGUCCCCUAAGCUCUACCAGGAGUGAUUGCUGCGCACCACUGGGUGUAGCCCUUCCCCACAAGGAAAAACAAAAUACAUGAAAAAUAAAGGGACAAAAUGGAAGAUGGAAGCAUGCCUGAGCAGGUACAUCAGGUAGAGUGUUUGCCUUGAACACU
Suncus etruscus (white-toothed pygmy shrew) is the source of this 2837-nucleotide messenger RNA. RefSeq names its product DEAD-box helicase 41 (gene DDX41). Gene Ontology annotation, cellular component: spliceosomal complex. Gene Ontology annotation, biological process: mRNA splicing, via spliceosome. Gene Ontology annotation, molecular function: RNA helicase activity; ATP binding; RNA binding. The transcript is spliced from 17 exons. Lineage: Eukaryota; Metazoa; Chordata; Mammalia; Eulipotyphla; Soricidae. The record is from RefSeq and is a predicted model, not a curated record. Bases 19 to 1887 code for a protein of 622 amino acids.